UUCUAAACAUGCAUCACUAUGAAGAAUUCAACGAAACCUAAACUGAUCUGAAUCCAAUUAGGUAGGACUAAAAAACCGCAAAAAUCUGUGAACUAGUAUUUAAUACGGCUACGCUCUUAAAAUUUGAACUCAAGACUUCUGAUUAAGUUAAUACAAUUCCCAUUAGUUAAACCAAGAUCUCGGUGUUUUCAAAUAUAAUUUUUUUCUGCAGUGAAGAGAACAAAUGAAAAGGCCCUGCCAACCCUCACCUCAUUUUCAAUUUCCUUGUAAACGGUAAGACGUAAUAAGUGAUGAUAAUGGAGAAUGAGGUUGCAGUUUGCAUUUCCUUUUCAUACUAUAAGCACAGCCCACCACCACUUCUUCCCACCACCUAUAGGUAAGCAAGCCCCAUACCUACUUUUCCUUUCUCAGGCCUUCUCUUUUCCUUAAAGCACAUAUCUCUGUUUCUCUCUCUUCCUCCUUGUGCUGCUUCUGUCCCAGAAAAAAUGCCAGGUUGUUGUGAGAUUUGUUGUUGAGUAUUAUUCUAAUUGAACUUCACUUGCUCCAUACGUACUCCUUAAAUUAUUCCCUUGCUAUCCAAAUCCUUAUAUGGGAUAUUCUCCAAAACGCAUGUAAAACAUUCCAGUGUGAUCUUACUUGUAUCAAUGAGGGUGUUAUGGGAUUAAACAUCUCCAUCCAAUUACCUGUUUCCUCUGUUAGAAUCUGCAGGUAAAACCCUCAAACAGAGAAAGAAACAUUGAAGGUAGUUUCAUCAUGCCAUUUGGGUUGGUCUCAGCCUGGAACAAGCGUCGCAGAAGCAAGUCUCAAGACCAUACAGACCCCUGGAUUUACAAACCUCUGGAGUUUUGGCAACUUGAAGAACAAGCAACCCGGCCCACAAAAAGGCAGCAUGGGUCAUCAGUAUACACACUCAAGGAGAUGGAAGAGGCAACAGGAUCAUUCAGUGAUGAUAAUCUGCUCGGAAAGGGAGGAUUUGGCAGAGUGUACAGAGGCGCUUUGCGUUCUGGAGAGGUUGUAGCAAUCAAGAAAAUGGAUCUGCCAGCAAUUAAAGAAGCAGAAGGAGAGCGAGAGUUCCGUGUUGAAGUUGACAUCUUGAGUAGACUUGACCACCCGAAUCUUGUUUCUCUAAUAGGCUAUUGCGCUGAUGGAAAGCACCGGUUCCUGGUGUAUGAAUAUAUGCAUAACGGGAACCUGCAAGAUCAUUUGAAUGGAAUUGGGCAGAGAAAAAUGGAUUGGCCUCAAAGACUCAAAGUGGCACUGGGAGCAGCAAGAGGUUUAGCAUAUCUCCAUUCAAGUUCUGCUGUUGGAAUUCCUAUUGUUCACAGAGACUUCAAAUCCACCAAUGUUCUCUUAAAUGCCAAUUUUGAACCCAAGAUAUCUGAUUUUGGGCUAGCUAAGUUAAUGCCAGAGGGACAGGAGACACACGUGACCGCCAGAGUGCUUGGGACAUUUGGUUACUUUGACCCUGAGUAUACAUCGAUAAGUCAGGUUAACAGUUCCCCUCUAGCAUGGGCAAGGGAAGACGUUCCCAUUCACUCAAUCUUUUGCCUUUGUAAUUAUUACUCAACAAUUUUUUUUGUAGCCGACCCCAUCUAGUGGGAUAAGGCUUGUUGUUGUUAUAAAGUAGGGGCACAGAGAAAUUUUAUACCCACAAAAUCUCUAAUUUAUGAGUCUUUUUACCAAGUAGGUUAUCUUUGUAAUGGUGUUUUCAAUUCGUAGGAAAUAGUCAGUUUGAAUGACGAGCUUAAAUAUGUCUCACUCAACACAUCAGUUUGGACUAAACAAAAUCACGUCUAAGCAACGAGGACCUUAUGUAUCUUGUUUGUAGACGAUCUUGAAACCAAGUUGCUUUGUUCAUUUCUCUUUUUACAUUACAAGUGCCCCUCCAAUGCCAUCGAUUCAGACCUUAGAUGGAUAAAAUAAUAAUAAAAGCCUUCAAUAAAGGUUUGUGGAAAAUCCCCUUGUUUCAGAGACUCAGAGUGAAAAGAGACAAUUUUCAGAACCUUUUUAAAUAGCUCAAGAUUUUACGUCAAAGGUUUUUAGGCAUGUUAUCAAAACUUGGCUGAUCAUUGAUUAAGUAGUUCACAGUACACAACCAAAAUCUAAUAAUCAAGAUUCCAGUUUAAAGUUUCAUGCAGUUGUUGUGAUGCUUGAAUAUGAGCUUCAUUGAACACAAUCCAAAUAAGUGGCGCGACGACAAGUGGUACCUUUUAUCACGUAAUGGUAGUAAACUUGACAUUACCUAUCUAUUUCUUUUUCUCUCAAUGAAACAUAACAUUGCCCUAUCACUCAAAAGCCUACAUGUCCAGGGACAAUGAAGCAGUAUUGUGUCCAGAUAUUGCCACCCAAGAUUUGACAGCAUCUAACAAUUAAUUUAUUUCCUUUGA
This is a messenger RNA of Neltuma alba, 2387 nucleotides long. Its product is annotated as probable serine/threonine-protein kinase PBL28. The coding region runs from base 754 to 1596 and encodes 280 amino acids. Gene Ontology annotation, biological process: protein phosphorylation. Gene Ontology annotation, molecular function: ATP binding; protein kinase activity. The transcript is spliced from 6 exons. The record is from RefSeq and is a predicted model, not a curated record. Lineage: Eukaryota; Viridiplantae; Streptophyta; Magnoliopsida; Fabales; Fabaceae.